Molecule: messenger RNA, 2445 nt
Organism: Cetraspora pellucida
Lineage: Eukaryota; Fungi; Glomeromycota; Glomeromycetes; Diversisporales; Gigasporaceae
Source: the annotation of a GenBank genome assembly
AUGACUGAAAAAAAUCAAAAUAUAUCAAAUAACAGGGAUAAUGGUACUCGCAUGUCUAGAACAAAAUCCAUUAUAGGUCCGAGGCCGCUUCCUACCAGUCAUUCUCGAAGAAAUUAUAGCGAUAGAGUGUCUGAAGAGUAUUCUGAUUCUUUAACACCAGAGCGAUCUCGUUCUGUUACACCUGAUCCACCAUUUCCACCUUUAAUGUCGCCUAAACCACACAAACCUAUGCCUACAGUAACAAAAGACAUUGCAAAUGCUAUAGAAACUCAAUAUUCUAAGGAUCUUAAGGAGAGCGAAGUAUCGACAGAAUACAAUGAAAAUGUAUCAAGCAGUAGUCAAGUUCAAGCAAGUCAAAAUUAUAAUACAUAUUAUUCUCAACGACCACCUUCGCCACAAAGCCCACCGCUUCUAACCCAACCUUUACAUUUUGGUAACUCACCUCAGUUUCAACAGUCUAAUCAAACACAACAGCCGCCAUAUCAACCUCAACAGUAUAUACAGCACCAACAAUAUAUGCAGCCACAUUAUGGACAAUAUCCUCCACGAUUCAAUGUAUUUAGUGGUCAUCAAUAUAAUAUUCAGUCAGAUCCACAAUUUCCUCAAAAUCCACAAUUUUCGCAAAACCCACAAUUUUUGCAAAAUCCACACUUUUUGCAAAAUCCACAAUUUUCACAAAACCCACAAUCUUCGCAAAAUUCACAAUUUUCGCAAAAUCCGCAAGUUUCUCAAGAUCCACAAAUUUUGCAAAAUCCGCAAGUUCCUCAAGAUCCACAAAUUUUGCCAAAUCCCCUGAAUCCUCGAGAUUCACAAAUUCCUCAAGAUCCACAAAACCCCCAAGAUCCACAAAAUCCUCCAAAUCCCCAAAAUCCUGAUAAUGCAACAAAUCCGAUACAACAUCCUCAAUAUCAGUCGCAUGAGUUUUCCAAUAUUCCGCAACAAUCUCGUGCAAGAAAACCAAAUCUACAUAUAUCUGUAAACUAUACUGGUUCUUCUGCUGAAACAUCAUUUCAACAUAAUCCACAGCAAUUCGAACAACCAAAUCAAAAUCCAGAGUCUUCAGCCACACCAGCAUGGGGUUUACAACCUCCACAAAAUCAUUAUAUGCCACAUUAUAAACAUACUUCUUUAUUACCUAACAUGUUAUCCCCUGGUCAUACUGUUGGCCCAAAUGGGGCUAAUUUCCCCGGGGGGAUGAGAAAUAGUUGGAGUGUAGGAUCAACUUCUCCUAUUCCUGAACGUAAGUCUUCAAAAUCUCCACUGCGUUUGCUAAUUGAUGAAAAAAUUGAAAAAAGACAGACUGCUACUUCAAAAACACUUGCAUCUGAUCAGAAUGCAAUACAAAAAUAUCGAGAAGCUGCUAAAAAAACAAAUGAUCCCUCUACCCAAAUUCAAUAUGCUAAAUUCCUUUUACAUAUGAUUGAACUCCGAAAAGCCAAUAAUUCAAACAACCCCGAGAAAAAUAUUGAGCAAGAUGCUACAACUGAUAAAUUAGUUCAGGAGGCUACAUAUUGGGUUAAACACCUUGCAAAAAGUGAUAAUCCCGAAGCAUUAUAUAUUAAAGGUACUUGGUACGAAUAUGGUUUAUAUGGGAAAGAAAAGAAUGAAGAAAAAGCCUUCAAAUAUUAUCAAACUUCAUCAAAAAAGGAAUUUCCUAAAGCAAAGUACAAAGUUGCUUUUUAUCAUGAAAAGAAAGAUGAUUAUAAGCGUGCAAUACAGUUUUAUAAAAAAGCUGCCGUACAAGGUGAAGUAGCUGCAUUAUAUAGACUCUCAUUAAUAUUUAUGUUAGGUGAAUUUAAACAAAUAGUAGAUUUUAGACAAGCUUUGAUAUAUUUAAAACAAGCUGCUUCAAAAGCUGAUGAAGACUGUCCUGAUGGUGCUUAUGUAUAUGGAAUGAUAUUAGCUAAGGAAUGGGAUAGAGCCGUUGUUCCUGAUGAACUUGUCGCUCCUGAUGAUCAUGAAGCCAGAGAAUUAAUACUACGAGCCGCAAACUUAGGUCACAUUCCUGCUUUAUUCAAGAUAGGUCAAUGUUAUGAAUAUGGCUCUUUAGGAUUUCAAUGUGACCCAAUAUUAUCUGUUGAAUAUUAUAAAAGAGCUGCUGAAAAAGGUCAUGUUGAAGCUGAUAUGUCAUUAAGUAAAUGGUAUCUUUGUGGUGCAGAAAAUCUGGAACAAAACGAAGCACUUGCUUAUGAACAUGCUGAAAAAGCUGCUUUGAAAGGACUGCCUACUGCUGAAUUCGCUAUGGGUUAUUUUCAUGAACAUGGAAUUCAUGUUCCUAAAAAUUCUGGCGUUGCCAUGAUUUGGUACACAAAGGCCGCGUCUCACGGUAAUGAAGAUGCAAAGAAAAGGUUGGCUCUUGAUGGUGCAGUUACUCGUAGAGAUAAUGAACCAAACAACUUAAGAAAGGAAAUGCAUAAUGAUAAGAAUUUUGGACAUUAUAGUUAG